GCAUCUUAACCGAGGAAGAAAGCCCUUCGAAGCUGAAUCUAACGAGGCAUCCCGGGCAAAGAAUAUAACAAAAAUUUCAAAACAAAUACAUUUCAGCUGAAGAACUCAACCUGAUUCUGCGUCGGAAUGAGUCUUCUAUCAUUUGCUGUCCUUUUUGGGACAGCAAUCACGGUGUACAGCGAAAAGCACUCCCUCUUUUAUAUCUACACGGCCUUCUCCAAGCCAGUGAAUCUCCCGGGGCUACAUGAGUUCACUGCCAUGGGUUUACUGGACAACCGAAUGAUUGACUACUAUGACAGUGACAACCAAAUGAAAGUUCCCAAACAGGCCUGGAUGAAAGAACAUCUUGAACCAGAGUACUGGGAAAAAGGUACCCAGUCCAGAAAGAGCAAGCAGCAAUGGUUCAAGGUCAACAUCGACAUAUUGAUGAAACGAAUGAGACAGAAUGACACAGAUACUCAUGUUCUUCAAUGGAGGCACGGUUGUGAGGGUGAAACCCAACCUGAUGGGACGAUGCAGUUUGUCCGUGGGAUGGACAUGUACAGCUAUGAUGGAAACGACUUUCUGUCCUUUGACGAUGACGAACAGGUUUGGGUUGCUCCCACUACGGCAGCAGUAGAAACCAAGAGGAAGUGGGAUGAGGUCCAGGUGCUGAAGGAAUACACCAAGGGCUACCUGGAGAAGGAGUGCAUGGAAUGGAUGGCCAAGUUUAGAGACUUUGGGAAAAAGCAGCUUUUAAAAGCCAUCCCACCUGAAUUGUAUCUCUUCACUCGUAAGGCCAAAGUGGAUACAAACACGAUUUUGACGUGUAUGGCUACGGGCUUCUACCCAAAAGAUAUCACGCUGGAGAUCAAAAGAAAUGGACGUGUCCUGACUAAAGAGGAUGGGGUGAAGAGCUCUGGAGUUCUCCCAAAUGAGGACAAGACCUUUCAGAGAAAAGACCAUGUGGAGAUUUUGAAAUCUGAUGCUUCCACCUUUACCUGUGAAGUCUAUCAUCCUGCCUCUAACAUGGGUGUUGAAAGGAAAUGGGUUUUCAACGAAAAUGAACAACAUCAUUCCAGCAUCAUCAAAGGAUCUGCAGUAUCUUUGCUGCUGUUUGUUGUUGUCGGAGUUGUCCUUGUUUAUCUGUUUGCGUACAAAAAGAUGAGAUGCCCACUUGGCAACAAAGAUGCCACCAGAACCCAAAACAAUGGCACCAACGGUAUCCACACAAGCCAAAGCAAUGGUACCAAUGGUAACAUGAUCCAUGCCAAUGGUACAGGAGAUAACAGCGUUACCAUACACCUCAUGAGUGAAACUGAAGGCACCAAUGGUAUCCACACAAGCCAAAACAAUGGUACCAAUGGUAACAUGAUCCAUGCCAAUGGUACAGGAGAUGACAGCACUACCAUACCUCUCAUGAGUGAAACUGAAGGAAACGCUGGUGGAGACGGAGACAACGGCAGCCAAGAAAGUGGGAUUUCAUCUGGACAGUCGGAUAAAAAGAGCUCAGAAGAAUCCCUUAACACGAAUGACUCUGGAGCAGGUUCCACAGGAUCCAGCAAUUAAAGGCAGACUCCUCAGUCAACUAAAGGAAAGUGAUGAUCAUCCAAACUCUAGUCAGAUGACUGCAAAGGUCUCUGCAGCCUGAAUAACCAGUUUGGCACAUAUUUUUAACCCAUGACACGGAAACUUUGAUCACUUUUAUUCUGUUGGCUUGCCUCUGAGACUCUUUGUCGUAAGGGAAGCUGCAUUUCGAAAGAUUUUUCUUUAUGUGUGUUUAAAAAAAAUCAUGCUUACCUUAUUAUUCUUUAAGCUGCUUUGUCAUUUAGGCAAAUAAUUGUGCUGUUAAUUUCAUGCUUGAAAUGUUACUUGGAAACAUUAGCAAUUUUUUUUUAUUAUUAUUGUUCAAUUUCAGUUUAACAGAACUUCAUUUCAACAACUACCAAAUUUCAGGUGGGCUGUUGUAUUAAAAUCUAGAGGUCAAUAGAACUUUUCUUAAAGCCGUGAAAGCAUUUCAAUAACUUGGGCUAGGGAAGCUUAUUAAAUGUUGAAUCUGUUACUCGCUGUCUCCCAGUAAAAGCGACGUUACAAAAAUCAACUGAAACUUACAAAACCUAUACCAUUUCUUGUAAAAACUUAAUAAAUUUAAAUUGCGCUCCCUCAACCUGAGCAGCAAGUGAAAAUAAAAACAAAUGUAUUUGCUUGUAAUAAUUCAAAGUAACUAACUGAAACGUUCAAAGAAAGUUUUAAGCGUAGUAGAAUGCUUAAAGUAGACAAAUCAUUCUUGGAGUUGGAAUGAUACGAGAGCUUGUACUCGUAUCAUAGAAGCUUGUUUGUUUGUCUCAGAUCAGUAGGACAAUCUCUAAGGUGUUGGUAUUUUUCGAAGCGGAUAUUUCUAAACGGCUGGGGAAGCACAGUUUAUAGGGUCACAUUUCUCUUCUACAUGUAUAUAUGCUUCAAACGCAGAACCACUGACAGGAAUGCAGAUUUUAUCAUGGUUGUGGUUUUUCUUCUAUCGAGUGAAAAUUCAGAACAUUACUCUGUGGUGGUAGCACAGGAACGUUUAAAUCACUUUUUGCGUUUAUAUAUUAUACAGUAAAUGUGUUGUUAUCGACAUAUAAAGACUACGGUGGCCAUGAGGUGCAAAGCACUACAAAAUUAACGAAGCACAAUUACAAAUUGCAAAAACAGUACAACAUUAACGAAAACGGAAAGGGUAUGUCCCAGUUGGAGACCUGAGAGAUCACUGAUUGGACGACAGUGCUUUUGAACCGGAAGUUAUUGCUUGAACAACAGGUCCCUGUUGUUGCGAUAUGUUAUAGCGUCCGCCAUAUUGAAUGUGGCUUAUCUACCAGAAAGCUAAUACAAGUAAACGGAACAAACUUCGUAAAGUGUCGUUCUGCAAAGUAUUUCAAGUUAAUGAAUGCCACUGACACUGUUUUGAACUUUUUGAUGGAAUUAUUUCAUUGUUUUGGGUCACAACGAUUACAUUUGAUACAGCUGAUUCUGAUAAAUUGUUUUUAUUGAUGAACACACACAUACCUUCACAGUGAGGUAUUCAUGAAGAUAUUAACACAAUUCCAUAAUUCAAUGUGCAUUUGCUAUUUCAAGAUAUGAAUUAAAAAACGUAACGUAAAGGCAGUGGAUCCAUUUUGUACAGUAAAACCGUUGAAUCUAGUCCACACAGCAGGUUUUCUCCACUACCACUUUCAAGAUGGCGGUGACGUGAAUAGGACCCAGUAUAUACGAAUGCAUGCCUAUUGUCCAAUCAGCAAUUUCUCUGGUCUCCUACUGGGACAUACCCUUUCCAUUUUCAUUAAUGUGUAGUGUUUUUGUUAAUGUUGUGUUUUCGUUAAUGUUGUAGUGUUUUUGUAAUUUGUAAUUGUGCUUCAUUAAUGUAGUGCUUUGCACCUCAGUGCCACCGUAAAAGACACUCAAGGCCAAUCACACAAUUGAAUAACCUAUGUUUCCAUAGGUUGAGGUUUGUUACAUUAGAUAAGUAACUUUGUCAAUACAUGCUAAUGUACUUACAAUUGAGGAAAGUAAAACUCAAAGAAAGAAAGAGUUUAUGUUGAAAAGGAUAUUGCUAAAUAUUAAAAUGGGCUCCUGGAAACUAAAGUACUAAAAUUUGAAUACGCUUAGAAUUUUUAGGUUUUUUUUUUUCACAAGGUCAUGCAUUUCAGUUUUAAAAUGUGAUAAAUGUAACAUAAACAAUGAGACAAUUUGGCUAACUGAAUUGAUGACUAAUGACUUUGAUAUUAGCAGCCAGAUUAGAGGAGUAAAAUCUGACUUGGUUUGGACAAGUGUUUCUUUUCAUUUACCCCCAGUGGUGUAAAAAAGCAAUUUAAUAACAUUAGAUGGGUCGAAAGUUUCAGAUAAACUGAAAAAAAAACAGAUAAAUGAAACAUGCACCACAAGCUUAUUAUUACUACACAAUAGCUGUAGAAGUAGCUAACUGUAAAAAAAAACCAUUAAAACAUCUUCAAAUCAGAAAGACAUGGUGGAGCGUUCACUGCUCUCUGUAAAUCUGAACAUUUCAAAUGUUCUUCUGAGCCUAAACUCUAACGACUUAAACUGCAACUGAUAUGAAAGCAAAUGAGCCACAUUUUACAAUUUUUAUAUUUUCAUGUCUAAUCAUGUUAUUUAAUUUAAGUAUCAAAGUAAGCUAAUUGUAAAUAUAGUUAUCGGGGCUGAAAAAUAAAUCAAUGCGAUUGAGUAAUCUGAUUUUUGAAAAUUUAAUUUUUGAAAAAUCUAGAUUUUUUUGUAAUCAAUUUACUCUUUGGGUUUCUGUAGUUCACUGAAGCCAGACCCCCAGCCCCUCAGUGCUAACUAUCUUGUUUUACAAGCAUGAUUAACUGCUUGUAUUUUAGUUGAAAGAAAGAAUGAUAAAAUAAGAAUGAUAAAAUAAAAGCAAGUUUUUUAGGUAAAAAACAUUUUUAGUUUAUUUUGUAAUGUCUUAUUAAGAAAAGAAACAAGAAAAAUACAUUAAAAUCGCAUGGUGUAUGAAAAAAUCUGAGAUCCCAUUUUUAAGUGAUUUUGGCCAGCCCUAAUUGUUAUCACAAAACAUUUUUGCUUUUUAUCCACUUUAAUAAGUUUCUCCUUUAUUAUUUUUGUUCAUUUCAAGAUGAAUCUGGUUCCAAAAUGGCUAUAAAAUGAAAGUGCAUCAAAUAUGAACGUAUCAAGAAAUUAGGUCUUGUAAAAUGCAAACCUGUUUUGGUUACAUUUUAAUAAGAAAAUAGUUGUUUAAACUCAGUGGAUCUGUAUUUGGAGUUAUUUGAAAAUGUUUUUAAUUGAAUUUAAUUUUGUGUGUUUUUCAAUUACUUGUGUCUUACUAAUUGUUUUUAUGUUAAUAAAUCAGAAAAAUAUUCACAGAUUGAUAAUUUGUAGCUAUACAAUUUGGGUUUGUUAACUGCCGCAUGAAAUAAUGCGGCAGUUAAACCCAAAACAUUUUGCUAACUCCCAUUUUAUGUUCUAUAAUGAUUUAUCGAUUCUAAUUUUAAUUCUAAUUUUAUUAAAUUAGGCUUAAAAUCGAGCUUUGAAUCUGAAUGUUUUAAGCUUUGCGGUUUUAUGUUUUUUGUCAUCCAAAUUAUGUUUUUUGAUUGUGGUUUAGUUGAGCUCUAAAAAUCUGAAUAUUUCAUGUUGCUAGAAAAAUGUACAGUCUGGAGUGGCUUAUGGUUAUAUAUCUUCAAUAAAAUAUAUUUUAUGAAAAA
Gambusia affinis (western mosquitofish) is the source of this 5192-nucleotide messenger RNA. Its product is annotated as H-2 class I histocompatibility antigen, Q10 alpha chain-like. Lineage: Eukaryota; Metazoa; Chordata; Actinopteri; Cyprinodontiformes; Poeciliidae. Gene Ontology annotation, biological process: immune response. Gene Ontology annotation, cellular component: external side of plasma membrane. The transcript has 16 exons. The coding region runs from base 127 to 1548 and encodes 473 amino acids. The record is from RefSeq and is a predicted model, not a curated record.